This is a messenger RNA of Piliocolobus tephrosceles (Ugandan red Colobus), 1632 nucleotides long. RefSeq names its product mediator complex subunit 20 (gene MED20). The transcript is spliced from 5 exons. The coding region runs from base 385 to 1104 and encodes 239 amino acids. Gene Ontology annotation, cellular component: mediator complex. Gene Ontology annotation, biological process: regulation of transcription by RNA polymerase II. The record is from RefSeq and is a predicted model, not a curated record. Gene Ontology annotation, molecular function: transcription coactivator activity. NCBI's taxonomy places the organism in Eukaryota, Metazoa, Chordata, Mammalia, Primates, Cercopithecidae.
AUAUUCACAGCCUUUAACGUUAGCUUCUCUCAACAGUGCAGUCUUUGAGUGUCGCUCUCUUAGCUUCAUGGAUCUAGGCCUAGAGUGCUCAGCCAAACGGGAAUGUCUGGAUUUAGAAACCUGUGGGCGGGAAUCCGCAGAUGAUGUCACUAGAGGUGUCACCGAGGGGCCCUGAGACCCGCCCCACUCCUGGGGGAAGGCGUGGACCCGGCGCUCUGUUUUUACGUAUUUCCGGAGUCUCUUCUGAGACCAAAGGUUGUGUUGGGGAACUGAAGCAGUUUCUGUGGGCGGACAGGGAACCCUGCGUUUCUACCGUGUGAUCCGGCCACCUUCCUGGCCCGACGCCAUGGGAGUGACUUGGGCUGUUGAAUAGAACUUCCUGUGAUGAUGGAAAUGUUCUCUAACAGCAGUGUCCAAUACACUAGCCCCAGCCACCUGUGGCUCUGGGCUACUGUGCUGAACAGCUCAAGUUCACAGAGUGUGUCCCAGAUGCCUGUGGCUGAGGGCAAGAGUGUUCAGCAAACCGUAGAGCUCCUUACCCGGAAAUUGGAGAUGCUUGGGGCAGAGAAGCAAGGAACAUUUUGUGUGGAUUGUGAGACUUACCAUACGGCUGCAUCUACCCUUGGCAGCCAAGGUCAGACCGGGAAGCUGAUGUAUGUGAUGCACAACUCAGAGUACCCAUUGAGCUGUUUUGCUCUCUUUGAGAAUGGCCCUUGUCUUAUUGCUGACACCAACUUUGAUGUGCUUAUGGUGAAGCUCAAGGGCUUUUUCCAGAGUGCUAAGGCCAGCAAGAUUGAAACCCGGGGCACCCGGUACCAGUACUGUGACUUCCUGGUGAAGGUGGGCACGGUCACAAUGGGGCCCAGUGCCCGGGGCAUCUCUGUGGAGGUGGAGUAUGGCCCCUGUGUGGUAGCUAGUGACUGCUGGAGCCUGCUGCUUGAGUUCCUACAGAGUUUUCUAGGCAGCCACACACCAGGGGCUCCCACAGUGUUUGGGAACAGACAUGAUGCAGUCUACGGCCCAGCAGAUACCAUGGUCCAGUACAUGGAACUCUUCAACAAGAUCCGCAAACAGCAGCAGGUGCCGGUAGCUGGGAUUCGUUAGUGAUGAGCAGCUGCCAGCUGAGCUCUGUCACCAGGGGUACUCCACAGGAGAAGCAGGUGCUGACUGUCAGGUCCCCGGACCCCAGAAACCCAGGGUAGACAUGGAGUCUACUCUCCUUCUCUGGUUCCCAGCUGUGGCUUUUGUUCUGGGGCUCUGGAGUCCCCUUCUCAACCCCCUCUCACACAUAGCCCCCCAUCAGCUGUUUUACUCCAUUGCUUACUGGAUUUGGCCUGUCCUCAAGAAUGGUAAUUAUGAAGAAUGGAGAAGUUUGGACCCUGCCUCCUUUAGGGGAAAGGUAGGACAGGAAUGUCCCUGCCUGGUAUUGGUGGGGGAAACAGUCUGUAUCCCCAACUAUUGGGGAUUUGUCUCAGGCCCACUGUGAACAUGCUGCAUUUUAUGUUUGGACUGUGCUGUAAUAAGAGCCUCUUCCUUUUGUCAGAAGAUGUAACUGGGCUUCUAUCCUGGAGAUGGAGUGGAAGGCACAACUGGUUUGAUAGUUACCAUUUUCUUUUUUUUUUUUUUUUUUUU